Molecule: messenger RNA, 1597 nt
Organism: Pyrus x bretschneideri (Chinese white pear)
Lineage: Eukaryota; Viridiplantae; Streptophyta; Magnoliopsida; Rosales; Rosaceae
Product: protein DNA-DAMAGE INDUCIBLE 1
Exons: 16
Coding region: 193-1422 (409 amino acids)
Biological process (GO): proteolysis
Molecular function (GO): aspartic-type endopeptidase activity; protein binding
Source: RefSeq, a predicted model, not a curated record
CAACUAAUUCGUAUCACAGUGGAUCCUUCUCUCCGUCUUCUUCAAGUGGGACUGGAAGUCCAAAUUAAUCAAACAAAUCCUCUAUUAUAUCCAAAAACCCGAAGCUCCGAUUCGUUACAAUCCACAAUACAAUCUCACAAAAUCCUCACCAAUCGACUGCGGAGAUCCAAUCGCAGCGACGGAUUGAAGAAGAUGAAGAUCACAGUGAUGACUGCAGACGAACAGAUCCUCUCAUUGGACGUCGAUCCUCACGAGACUGUUGAGAAUGUGAAAGCUCUGCUGGAGGUGGAGACGCGGGUGCUGCUUCAUCAGCAGCAGCUGCUAUAUAAUGGGAGGGAGAUGAGGAAUUCUGAGAAGCUAAGUGCUCUUGGUGUCAGAGAUGAAGACUUGAUAAUGAUGGUAUCCACUGCCGCUUCGAGUGCACCCACCAAUGCUUUGAGCUUCAAUCCGGAUGGGUCUGCGGUAAAUCCAGGUGCUUUCCAGCAGCACAUUAGGAAUGAUUCUAAUUUGAUAGCACAGUUGUUUCAGAGUGACCCAGACUUGGCACAAGUUAUUCUUGGAAAUGAUCUCAAUAGACUGCAGGAACUUUUACGAGAGCGUCAUCGCCAAAAAUCUGAACUAAAACGGAAACAAGAUGAGGAGCUUGCUCUUCUUUAUGCAGAUCCUUUUGAUGUUGAAGCCCAGAAGAAGAUUGAAGCUGCUAUUCGCCAGAAAGGAAUUGAUGAAAAUUGGGCUGCUGCUUUGGAGCAUAACCCUGAAGCUUUCGCAAGAGUGGUUAUGUUGUAUGUUGACAUGGAAGUGAAUGGUAUCCCGUUGAAGGCAUUUGUUGAUAGUGGAGCGCAGUCAACUAUUAUAUCUAAAAGUUGUGCCGAGCGUUGUGGAUUGUUGAGGCUUUUAGAUCAACGUUAUAAGGGCAUUGCUCAUGGAGUUGGUCAAUCAGAGAUAUUGGGUCGAAUACAUGUAGCUCCUAUCAAGAUUGGAAGUAUAUUUUACCCUUGUUCAUUCAUGGUUCUCGAUGCUCCAAAUAUGGAGUUUCUCUUUGGGUUGGAUAUGCUCCGUAAGCAUCAGUGCAUUAUAGAUUUGAAUGAAAAUGUUUUGAGAGUUGGCGGUGGAGAAGUUUCUGUACCAUUUUUGCAAGAAAAAGACAUCCCAUCUCGUUUUCUCGAUGAAGAAAGGUUUGCCAAGGAAGCAUCCAGCUCAGGAGCUCCUGUUACAUCGGGAACAGCAGAUACGAGCAAAACUGUACUAUCAGGAGGGCAAUCUUCUGGGAGUGCUCGUUCUAACCCGACUCAGGGAUCUGAUUUUGAAGCUAAAGUUGCAAAGCUUGUUGAGCUAGGAUUUGGGAGAGAUGCGGUAAUACAAGCUCUUAAAUUUUUUGAUGGUAACGAAGAACAAGCAGCCGGAUAUCUUUUCGGGGGCUGAGUAAACUUAAUACCUUAUAAAUUCAUUUCAUUGUUGGAAUACGCUUAGUUUGAGAACUCAAUUACAAAGGUUCAAGUUCGAAUAUUAUGUAUUUGCUACCAUUUGAUCUAAUCUUUUUGACUGAGACCCUCGAACGAGGGCUGCAAUUUAUACGAAAACUGUUUGCUGUUCCAAA